AUGAGGAACAAGCUGUGGCACAUAGUCGACGUGCGCGACACCGCCGACGCGCUGCUUCUUCUCUACGAGGCGCCCGAGGCCGCCGGCAGGCACAUCUGCGCCCCACAUGUCAUCACCGCCCGCGACCUGCUGGACUUGCUCAAGCGCAUGUACCCUGACUACCCUCACAUUAGCAAGGAAAGCAUCAGUGACAUGGAUCACCCGGCUCCUAUGACGACCGACAAGCUCCUGAAGCUGGGGUGGAGCUGCCGGUCGCUGGAGGAGACCAUCAGGGACAGCGUCGAGUUCUGCCAGCAGGCCGGGUUUCUGGACGAUGUGGAGGGGGCAGAGCCAUGCCGUUUCCCUUCUGUCUACAACAAGAUUUAG
Molecule: messenger RNA, 366 nt
Organism: Triticum turgidum subsp. durum (durum wheat)
Lineage: Eukaryota; Viridiplantae; Streptophyta; Magnoliopsida; Poales; Poaceae
Source: the annotation of a GenBank genome assembly